AUGAGUCCACCAAUUAUCGACAUCGAUUUUGUCGCCUCAUCAUCGCCUCCAAGAAACUCCAAUGGGAAACCACCACUCUUGCCACAAUCACCGAAGGAAAAUGAUGGAGCAGCUGAGAUUUUAUCGCGUUAUGCAAUGGAUUCGUACAUUGCUGAUGUGUCAAAUACAGCCGGGCAUACAUCGAUCAUGUUCACACUUAAAGAAGAACCCGGUGCACUCGCCGAAACGUUGAGAAUCUUUAAGGAUCGAAAUGUGAACUUGAAUCAUAUCGAGUCUCGUCCAUCGAAAUCACACAAAGGAUCCUAUGAUAUUCUCGUCGAAUGCCCACCAGAUGCCGAUCAAAAAGCAUUGGAAAGUAUCAUUCAGAUGUUCAAGAAGAAAGCUGAAAGCAUGUUUGUUCACGAUCACAAUUCAAGCAGAAAACAAAAUAAAGAAUCAGUUCCAUGGUAUCCAAAGAAAAUCCAAGAUCUUGAUCAAUUCGCUAAUCGAAUUCUCAGCUAUGGAGCUGAAUUGGAUUGUGAUCAUCCAGGUUUCCGUGACGAGGUUUAUCGUAAUCGUCGCAAGCAAUUCGCCGACAUUGCCUUCAAUUAUAGAAAUGGCGAAAAGAUCCCGAAUGUCGAGUAUACUGAAGAGGAGAUCAACACCUGGAGCACCAUCUACAAAGAGUUGACAAAACUUUAUCCAAAACAUGCUUGUGCCGAAUUCAAUUACAUUUUCCCGCUUCUUGAGCAGAAUUGUGGAUACGCGGCGGAUAAAAUCCCACAAUUGCAAGAAGUUUCCGAUUUCUUGAGAACCUGCACCGGUUUCCAACUCCGUCCCGUUGCCGGUCUUCUUUCCUCACGCGAUUUCUUGGCUGGCUUGGCUUUCCGUGUUUUCCAUUCAACUCAAUACAUUCGUCACCAUUCUGUCCCUAAUUACACACCAGAACCUGAUAUCUGCCACGAGCUUCUCGGUCACGUGCCCCUAUUUGCCGAUAUGGAAUUCGCGCAAUUUUCUCAAGAAAUUGGCUUGGCUUCAUUGGGCGCCUCGGAUGAGACAAUUGAGAAAUUGGCUACACUUUAUUGGUUCACCGUCGAGUUUGGCUUGUGUCUUCAAAAUGGAGAGAAAAAAGCAUACGGAGCUGGAUUGUUGAGCUCUUUUGGAGAGUUGCAAUACAGUGUUUCGGAUAAGCCCGAAGUCGUCCCAUUCGAACCAUCGAUUACCUCGGUGACGAAAUACCCGAUCACCGAAUAUCAACCACGAUACUAUCUCGCCGAUUCGUUCACUUCAGCCAAGAAUAAGCUCAAAACUUGGGCCUCAUCAAUCGAUCGUCCAUUCCAAGUGCGCUACAAUCCGUACACACAAACCAUCGAGACAUUGGACCAUCCGACUGCUAUUCAAAAACUCGCAAAAGAGAUUAAGACCGAUAUGGCCACUCUCGAGGAUGCAAUCGGAAAAAUUGGACUCUUC
Mesorhabditis belari is the source of this 1449-nucleotide messenger RNA. NCBI's taxonomy places the organism in Eukaryota, Metazoa, Nematoda, Chromadorea, Rhabditida, Rhabditidae. The record is from the annotation of a GenBank genome assembly.